ACGCGGCUGAGAAGACUUCACCUCUCUCUCCAUGUCUCAAGCUCUCUCUGCUUCUCUCACAGGGCAGCUAGGGUGGGCUAAAUCGGAACAUGGACACACACAAACAUAGUUAGCAAGAGGGGGUGGCGGUGGGGCGUCCUACAGUUGCUCAGUGACACACACUUGUGAGGAGUGGGACCCUGAGGGAAAAGCUGGAGGUUUCCUAUGUUUCCAUAUAUCAAGGAUUUUACUGGAGUCCGUUUUUCAUAGCUGGGAUUUAACCUCAUUUCGAUGGGAUUACUUUUUUCGCUGGCUCCCCUGGAUAACGUGUGAAUAUUUAGAUAUUGUGUUGCUACUCCUGUGGGUGUGGACAAAGGUUUUGGCAAUCAAGUGUCUGAGUGUGAGACUGGGUUAACAGGAGGAGUGACGGGCAAUAACAAACAAGCAGACACACAUAAAAUCCAACACAUUUCUUAUUAAUGGUGGCGGAAGGUAACCCGCCAUAUCCCCCUCUCUAUUUGUUACGUAAUUACCUUUCAACAGAACUAACAACUGCAGCCACUGAACAAACAAAGGCAACAGCAAUUAGUCCCAGCAACCUGUGGAAAGAAUUCCCUCAUAUGAAGCGAGAAAAUGACCAAAGGCGCAGACAAAGCACAUCUGCAGUAGUUGCCACGGUGUCUCCUACGAAGCAAGCAAGAAGUACUUGGACGUAAACUGCUCUUCACAGAGGAGGCAAGAUGUCACGGCCUCCUUCCUCCCAGACAACCCCCCAGUUCUACAGGGUCAGCGACAGAGAUCUCACCGAGAUCGAGCUACAUUCUGUCGACUCCAUCAAUGAUCUCCACCGAACACACCCUGAACACAACCACAAAGGGAUGAGGCCUCCGCGUCCUGCUUACACACCCUCCCUGAAUGGGAACCUCUACACCUGUGAUAUGGCAGCUGUCAGGCAAAGAGGCCAUCCAGCCAGCAGCAAAUGGCAGAGCCGUCUGCAGGAUAUGUUGACACCCACUUCAUCACGUGCCUAUGCCAUGGGCUGUGCUAUUAUCACUUUGCUUCUGCUAACAGUAUUACUCAUCUUCUACUUUUUGGUCCAGCAGGGCGGCGCAAUCCAGGUGCUGACUAUGGCAGCAAGGGAGAAAGAGGCUGCAGCCACAGAGCUUUCACUACUGAUCCAAGAACUUCAGGCACUGAGACAAAACCUGACAGCUAUGAGAGGAGGGACAUGAGGAAGAUAUGCACAGACAUCUAAAAUGCAAAUGUAUACACACAUACAUACCGUACACUUUUAAUAUGGACACGAGAUGCUUUAAAGUGCAGUAAAACUGUGUUUUACAAUGGAUUUUUCCUUGAAGAGGAAACAGAUGUCAGAUUGCCCUCUAAAUGUUUUUUUGUCUUUCAAGAUUAAAUGUAUCUGAUGGAACCAUGUAAUUAAGAGAGGAGACGUUUCUGAAAACCUCCCAUCUCAAACUCCAGUUGUCAUUAAAGCAGUAUGACUGGUUGGAUUAAAUGAACUGAGGUGGUGUAUCUCAUAGCAUUACAUCGCAUAAUACACAUUUAAUGUUUAAAGACAAACUAUCUUUAAAAAUGUACGAGAUGGUGUAUUUUGUGCUGUCAAUCACUUUGUGCGAGUGGGUGUCAGUGUCAUAUAUUUAACACUGAAAAAGAAAUUCAUGGAAAUUAAAAUGUGGUGGAGCUUGUUAAACUGACUUUGAUCCCAGUCAAAAAUGGUUAAAUGUGUUAUUGCAGACAAUGUUGUUUUCCAAGCCUGUUUUUAUUCCUGUAACAUUCUUUAAAAAAUAUAUAAAAAAUAAAAAUUUGAUGAUUGAUGACUUCACCCCCUAAUAUUAGCACUGGGUAAUAAAUAAUGAAUUAUUUAAAAUGUAACCGUUCAUGAUUCAAUUGCUUUAAUAUUUCCUGAUUUUCACCAAAGAAAACACCAAAGAAGCACUUAGGUU
Messenger RNA from Xiphias gladius (swordfish), 1940 nucleotides. RefSeq lists its product as uncharacterized. The record is from RefSeq and is a predicted model, not a curated record. The coding region runs from base 720 to 1211 and encodes 163 amino acids. NCBI's taxonomy places the organism in Eukaryota, Metazoa, Chordata, Actinopteri, Istiophoriformes, Xiphiidae. The transcript is spliced from 5 exons.